Messenger RNA from Moneuplotes crassus, 2879 nucleotides. NCBI's taxonomy places the organism in Eukaryota, Ciliophora, Spirotrichea, Euplotida, Euplotidae. The record is from the annotation of a GenBank genome assembly.
AGGCAAGUUUAAACACCAUGAUGGAAAACUUUGAUGAAAACGUAGAUGAGCAGUAUGAGAAAGUUAGUUAUAUCCCAGAUGAAGAUAUAGAGAAGUACAAAUUAAACGAAAACCAGGACUUAAACCGAACAAACGAGUUAAUGAAGAUCAAAGAGUGAUUUGAUGAAUAUGAGAAUCAGCAUAAAGAUAGCGCAGAUCGAGAACAAGAAAGGCUAAAUAAGAUAAAAGAGGAUACUCAGAGUCCUCACAGAAUAAAAAGAGAAGAAAGAAAAUCUUGGAACCUAGGAAAUGAGAAGAUUAAGGGUGAUAUUAAGAGAGCGAGAAUAAGCAAAGAAGACCCUGAAGGGUAUAUUAAAUAAAGCAUUUGGACCAAACUUUGAGUUUUCUGAAGAAUACCUGACAAGCAAUAUUAAGUCAGAAACUAUUAUUAAAGCUAUAAAGAAGAGAUAUGGGUUCAAAUAAGGUUACCAAAUCUACAAUGAAGCACAUUCUGUAUGAAGGAGCUAGGCUCAACAGAGUCUUAAGAAUCAAUGACUCCUGAUUUGACAGAAUGGUAGAUAUUCUUAACAUCAAGUUUGAAGCUGAAGAGGAAGACAAGUUCUUUGCUCAAAAUCGAAAUAGCUUCUCUGACAAUGCUGGAAAAGGGCAGCAAAGAAAAAUAAACUCUCAGAAAUAAUGUUUUUAUGAAGAAUUCAAUGCAGGAGCAAGGUAGUCCAGGGAAAAGCAAGUUCAACGAAUCCUAUAGUACAGUAGAAUCUAUUCUGUUUGACAACUACACAAAUGACUUUGAAAAUGCCGUGGAUAUUCUCCAAAGCAUCAUUAACCUUGAAAAUGAGCACCUUGAUAAAUUUAAACCAAUUUUGAAUCCAAGCCUCCAAAAAGGGAGAUCAAAAGUAGCGCCAGUAGACCAUGACGAUGAAAUUUUGUUAAAACAUCAGCAAUUAAUGAAGAAUUAUGAAGAGACAAUACAUAAACUGUUGUCUAUAAGAUUUAAGUUCUCUCAGAAGCUUAAGAAAGAUGCUUUGCCAUCUAUUACAACCCAACCUGAGGAGAUGUAUACUAAAGGGGUUCAAUAUGAUAAUUUUAGAGUAGAAGAGUUUGAUCAAACCAAGAAAUGAAUUGAUCUCCGUAGAAACUAUGUUUCCAAAUUAUGAACUAUCUUCACAGUUUCUGUCGUACUUGGUGUAAUGAUGGGAACCAUAAUCUACUUUACUGAUUACUACGAGCUCAUAGGAUGGUGGAUCAUCUGAAGUAAAGGAUCAUCAGUAGCUAUUCUCUUUAUUCUUGGUAUAUGCAUGUUUUUCAUCUCUCAUGAUUUAAUGACUUGUGCUAGGAGAAGAUGUAAAAAUUUAAUAUCCGGAUGGUUAGAUCACUACUUCAUGAUUCAUAAAUUUUGAGGAUUUUUACUGACUGUUUAUAGCAUAGUCCAUUCAUUUUGACAUUUAGCAGGAUCAUUAAGGAUACUUUCUGGUAAAGAUAAUGUUGAUGAAAUAAAUAAGAAGAAAGGAGGAAGAGAUUUUGAUGAAGUUCCCACAUACAUUGAGUUAGUAACCACCACAUUGCCAGGAAUAACAGGAGUGUUUUUAUUAUUGAUAAUCUGCAUAAUGGCUAUAACAUCGACAAAAUGGGUAAGAAUGAACUAUUUUCAACUUUUUGGAUAUACCCAUAUGGCUCUUUUCCCUCUAUUUUGAUUACUCUUAUUGAUUCAUGGAUGAGAUUUUUGGUUUAAUUUUGGAGUACCCUACGCAAUUAUACUUGUAACCCCAGGCUUUGUUACAUUAAUAAUUCAACAAAUAAUGAGAGUAAUGUCGAACAAGAUAAAUCAUUUUGAAAUUAUUGAUGUUUCCCUAUCAAGCGACUCAACUUACAUGUUGGUGUAUUUGCAAAAGCCCAAAGAUUACAAAUUAAUCCAUGGGCAAUAUGUAUUUGUCAACUGACCUGUCAUAAAUGCUUUGCAAUGGCACCCUUACACAGUAGCCUCCUCUCCAAAUAACCCUUAUCUGAUUCUCAUGGUAAAGGGAGCUGGAGACUGGAGCUUAAAGUUAAUCAGACAUCUAUACGAAUGCAAACAAAAGAUGAUGAAAAUGGACACGAUUGAUUUCAAAGAGCACUCUAUUUAUGAUAUCUUUAAUCUCCUUCAUGACUUCCACCAGGAGCUACCUCUCAAAUUAUUUGGAGAGAGGAAUAAAUUGUUCUAUCCCAAGAUAAAGAUUAGCAAAGCUUGUUCGACUCCUAAUGAUACUUUCAUUGACAAAAAGAAUAUUAUCCUAGUUGGAGCUGGUAGUGGGAUCAGUCCAUACCUCUGUUUACUAGAAGAGGUUAUCAGAGAUGAAAAAGGCAAAAAGAGCAAAUAUAAUUUUGACUCCGCCAGACUGAUCUUUGUGGCAAGAGAAGGAGAACAAAUAUCAUGGAUUUCAAACUAUCUGUUCCAUAUUCUGAACUCCGCUUGCUUCUCAUCUAAACUCGAGUUCAAUAUUUUUGUGACUUUGGAUAAAAAUCUGAAAACUCUUCCUUGCUUCUUGUUUUGGAGGGCUUUCUUACUCAUCAGUUUAUCCAAACAUAUCUGAGGGUUUAAGAAGAAAAAUACAUUUUCCUUCAAAUAUGAUAAAGACAACAUGUUCAUAGAUAAAUCUGAGUUCAAGAAUAGUCCUGUUAAGGUCUUAUUUGGGCGACCAAAAUUUGAAUCACUAUUUUAUUCCACUAUCGAGAAAGUUAAAGACAAGCCAGUUGAGAAUGUAUAUGUGUAUUCCACCUCUAGUGCAGAGCUAAAUCAGGUGAUUUUCAACACAACUUGAAAACUGACUAAGGAAACAGGAAUUAAAUUUCACCAUGUUUAUGAGGCAACAUCUUAAGAUAAAUUUUCUCAGAUUUCAAUUUUU